AUGCAGGGCUGCGUCUUGAGUUCACAGAUGGCAACAGGCGUUGGUGCCAGCCUACAAAACAAGAUCAUACGCAAUGAGGCCAUCUUUGCUCUAGGAGUUCUACUGAUCGAGCUCGGUCUAAACCGUUCUUUCGAAGAGUGUAAAAGAACGAAGAACAUUGACACCACUGCCACGAACGUCGUUGACGACUAUGAUGUCGCAGACACUCUAAUAGAGGAUGUCUUCGAUGAAGUUGGAGAUCCGUAUGGAAAUGCAGUGCAAAGGUGCAUCAGAUUUGCUUUCCCAGGACGAGAUACGACAAAGAACUUUAGUCAUGCAACCUUUCGACAAUACUUCCAUAACCUGGUCGUGGCUCCCAUUGAAGCUACCCUAUCAACCACGAUAUCCUGA
Aureobasidium vineae is the source of this 390-nucleotide messenger RNA. The record is from the annotation of a GenBank genome assembly. NCBI's taxonomy places the organism in Eukaryota, Fungi, Ascomycota, Dothideomycetes, Dothideales, Saccotheciaceae.